CAUAGUCCUGUCUUUACCUCUGUUAUGUGAUGUUCAUGUUCGGGGCAGGCUGUACUUACUUAAAUGCUCAGAGGUAGCUGAUAUGUGGUGGUGAAGUGUGAAUGUUUUUUAGGUUAUUGUUGUAGAAUGACAUCAGUAAGACCCAAAACAGAAUUAAAAUAAUGGAAAACAGAGGACUUAAUUGUACCCUUCAGGCUCAUCCCUGUGUUGCUGAUGAUGGGGAGGCAGAUCUCCCCCUGGAUGCUAGAAGAGGAGAUCUGCUGCUAUACCCUUCUAUAGGAGACAACACACUCCUCCCUGUGCAUCCAUCCUACUUCUUGGGAAAUGAAUACCUGCACAAAACUGCUGACAAUGACAUCGUGCUCAUAAAUGCUGAUGAUCAAACACUCUCAGAAGUUCUGAAAAAUACCACAUUAGCCACGUAUGGAGUAACCACAGCUAUCUUAUCUCCUGACCAAAAAUUUGCUCUUUUUCAAUACAACUAUGUAAAGCUCUGGAGGCAUUCAUACACAGCUUCAUACCACAUCUAUGAUAUACAAAGCAGAUCCUUAGUAACUGAGAAUCUACUGCCUAAUGAUACCCAGUACAUAUCCUGGUCACCUGUUGGUCACAAACUGGCGUACGUUUGGAAUAAUAAUGUUUACAUAAAAGAAUCACCAGGUGCGGCAAGUGUGCCGAUCACCACAAACGGAGAAGAAAAUAAAAUUUUUAAUGGAAUAGCCGACUGGGUAUAUGAAGAGGAAAUGUUUGGCACCCACUCUGCUCUGUGGUGGUCUCCAAAUGCCAGUUUUCUAGCAUAUGCAGAGUUUAAUGACACAGAAGUUCCUGUUAUGGAGUAUUCCUUUUAUGCAGAAGACACCCUGCAGUAUCCAAAGACCAUUAGACUCCCAUAUCCCAAGGCGGGAGCUACAAAUCCUACUGUAAAAUUAUUUGUUGUGAAUACCCAAUCUCCUUCCACUGUGAAUACCAGUGAAAUUAUUGCACCAGCUAGCAUAAUAUCAGGGGAUCACUAUUUGAGUGUUGUAACAUGGGUAACUGAUGAAAGGAUCUGUCUGCAGUGGCUCAGAAGGAUUCAGAAUUUUUCAGUCCUCGCAGUCUGUGACUUUAUGAGAGACAGUGGAACUUGGCAGUGUCCAAAGGACAAACAACAUACAGAAGAAAGUAAAACUGGCUGGAUUGGCACAUUUCAGCCUUCUGACCCUUACUUUGCACCUGAUAAUGUUGGCUACUAUAAAAUUCUAAGCAAUACAGAGGGCUACAAACACAUCCACUAUAUUAAUGGCAGCGGGAGCAGAAAACCUAUUACAAAUGGAAAAUGGGAAGUCAUCAGUAUAGAAGCUGUAACCAGUGACUUUAUAUACUACAUCAGUAAUGAAUUUGAUGGAAAGCCAGGAGGAAGAAACCUUUAUAAAGUGUCAGUUGGAAACAGUCCAACUACACCUAAAUGUGUGAGCUGUGAUUGGGACAAGGACAGAUGUCGAUAUUAUUCUGCAUCCUUCAGCAGUGAUGCAAAGUAUUAUCUGCUGAAUUGUUAUGGUCCAGGCCUACCCACUUCUAUGCUGUUCAGAAGUAGUGAUGAUAAAGUUAACAGAACUCUGGAAAACAACACAGAUUUGAAUAGUACUUUGAAGAACAUUCAAAUGCCUUCCAAAAGAAUUGAUACCAUUAGUCUGAAUGGAUACACACUGUGGUAUCAGAUGAUCUUACCUCCCCAUUUUGAUUCAUCAAAAAAAUACCCGCUUCUCCUUGAUGUCUAUGCAGGGCCCUGCAGUCAGAAAGUAGAUUAUGCCUUCCGUAUCAAUUGGGCUACAUACCUUGCAAGUACAGAACAGAUCAUUGUGGCUAGCUUUGAUGGCAGAGGAAGUGGCUACCAAGGAGACGAAAUUAUGCAUGCAAUAAAUCGAAGACUGGGAACAUAUGAAGUAGAGGAUCAAAUCUCAGCAGCUAGAAAAUUUUCUGAAAUGAGCUUUGUGGAUAAGAACAGAAUAGCUAUUUGGGGCUGGUCUUAUGGAGGCUACGUGACCUCCAUGGUGCUUGGGUCUGGAAGUGGAGUGUUCAAGUGUGGAAUUGCUGUGGCCCCCGUGUCGCGGUGGCAAUAUUAUGAUUCAAUAUAUACAGAGCGUUAUAUGGGUCUUCCUGUAGCAAGUGAUAAUCUGAAAAACUAUGAGAGUUCAACAGUCAUGGCCAGAGCCAAAAAUUUCACACAAGUUGAGUAUCUCCUUAUUCAUGGAACAGCAGAUGAUAAUGUUCACUUUCAACAAGCAGCACAGAUCUCCAAAGCUCUCGUUGAUGCCCAGGUGGAUUUCCAAGCAAUGUGGUAUACGGACAAAGACCAUGGCAUUGGAGGACUGGCACAUAGCCAUAUUUAUACCCAUAUGAGCCAUUUCAUUAAGCAAUGCUUCUCAUUGCCCUAGUUCCAAAAUGGCAUUUCAUACCAUACUGGGAUUUCUCUAUCAAGUUGUUAAUAAUGGCACUUUUCCAGUAGAUUCUUUCAUCUAUACUUGCACUGAGCCAAUAUAGCUAUUUUUAUGAACAUCUGAAAACAGUUUUUUAAAUUCUUAAUGACCACAUCAUGUCCAUUUUUAUGACAAUCUCUGUUGCCAAGCAACUAUUGAAUUUUUAUUUAAAUUUGUUUUAAAUCAGGUUUUACAGCACAAGAAUGUUUACAUGCCAUUUGCCAAAUUUCUUUUUUUAAACUAUGGUGCUUAAAUGAAUACUUUUUUGUACUUUCUACUUUCACUCUAAAAUGGAAAUGUAACAUAUAAUCUGGUUCUUAUAUUAGUGAGACUGAUUGAUAAGUUACUCAUACAUUCACAGAGUUGCUAGCUGAAUAGCAUAAAAUUAUGGAUUUGAAACAUACUUUUUGAUGUUAUCCAUGUAAAUUUUGACAGUUGCAGGAAAUUAUUGGGAGGGGGCAGACAAUUACUGAAUGGCAGUAGAUGUUGAGAAAAAGCUUUAUAACCAUUAAAACAUAAAUUGAAAUCACGUCGUCGAAUAUACAAAGUAAAUAUCCUUAAUUAAAACUAAGUUCUCAACCAGCAUUUUUGUUCCUGGACAUUCUCAGUUUUGAUGCAAUAAUAUUUUGUUAGUUUGUACAUGUACAGUGAAAUUGAUAUUUAUCAAGAAAAUUUAAAUCCUUUCAUGCCUAAUUAUAACCUGUCAAAAAAACUCAGAUGGCUAAUAGAGGUCUUUUCUGAAGUUUACUGAAAUCUGAAUAUUUUUACUGAAAAUCAGGAUGAAAUUUUCAACAAAAACUUCUGCAAAAAUGAUGUCCCCUGCCCCCUUUAACCAGCUAUACUAAAAAGAGCAAUAAGGGAGACUUACAUAUUACAUUUCUUGUAGAAAACACUAUUUUUUUCAGAACAAUUCAAUUCAUCAGAUGACAUGAUGGAUCUACUCUGUAGGAUUAUGUAAACACCCUCCCAUGCCAACAAACACAGAUUGAUUAUAGGAAAGCUCUGCAAAGUCCUUCACAGAUACCUCUCAAAACAGUGGGGUUAAAUUUCACAAGUGCCUAAAGGGCACCAGCAUUGUGGCACUUACUCCUUAAUCAGAUAACCAGGUUUGCUUACAUGCAACAUGAGCAAGGAUUUUUGGCCACUGUUACUUAGUGUAAUCUUUGAGAGGCAUCAACUGUAUCACCAUGGGUAGGUUGCCAGUGUUUAAGAUACAGAUAAUGAAUGAAAAAGGAUAAUGCAACCUGAUCAUCUAACAAUCUGUGGGAACAAAGACUCAAUGAUGUCUUUGUAUAGAAAUGUGCUAUCGUGUCAGAGUUUUCCACAACCUUCCUAUAAAAUUCUCUCAGACUUAUCAUGUUCCACUUAACAGUCUCCAUGCUGGAAAAAUCAGGACUAGUAUGAGCCUUUUAGAAUUAAAAAUAAAGAGACCAUACAGUGCUGUAGCUUUUGGCAGAGCUCUCUGUGCCCUGUAUGGAAAGAGCUAAAUCAUUUGUCUUAAAACCAGAACAGCAAACUUGUAAUGGACUAAAGGCAUAGGUAUGGACAGAAUCAAUAUUUUGUUCUGUACAAUAGUGAUAGAAAUGUAGCUGUGUUAGUCUGGGGUAGUUGAAGCAAAAUGCAGGACAAUG
Pelodiscus sinensis (Chinese soft-shelled turtle) is the source of this 4087-nucleotide messenger RNA. Lineage: Eukaryota; Metazoa; Chordata; Testudines; Trionychidae. The record is from RefSeq and is a predicted model, not a curated record.